Quercus lobata is the source of this 657-nucleotide messenger RNA. RefSeq lists its product as uncharacterized. Bases 1 to 657 code for a protein of 218 amino acids. Lineage: Eukaryota; Viridiplantae; Streptophyta; Magnoliopsida; Fagales; Fagaceae. The record is from RefSeq and is a predicted model, not a curated record. The transcript has a single exon.
AUGGAGGGUGACCCAUCUCGGCGAAACCAAAGCUUGUAUUGUACGUAUCACAAGGAUAAGGGUCAUACCACCGAGCAAUGUUGGGUGCUGAAAGACCAUCUAGGGCAGCUAGUGAAUGCAGGAUAUCUGAAGGAGUUUGUGGUGGAUUCUGAAAAUCGGGGUACCGGCCAAGGCACUCAACAGAGGGGAAAUCCUCUCCCACCACCAUUGGAAGUGAUUGAAGUUAUCCACGCUACCCAAAGGGGUCCGAUUAUAACCAGUAGAGGAGUACUGACCAUAGUAUCCACGGGCAACUGUGCAGGAGAGCAAUCGCCUGAGAAAAAGAUGAAGAUUGAACGGGAGCCUAUUGCCUUUGGCGAUGAGGACUUAGAGGGAAUGGUCCAGCCACAUGACAACGCGUUGGUAGUUACGGCCCGGAUAAGCGGUUUCUUGGUCAAAAGAGUGAUGGUAGACCAAGGGAGCGGGGCCGAUGUGAUGUAUCUGGACCUGUUCAAAGGGCUCGGGUUAAAAAAUCGGGACCUAUCAAAGUAUGAUACGCCGUUGGUCGGGUUUGACGGCAGGAUGGUCGCUCCUGAAGGACAAAUUUCCCUUCCCGUGAAUAUGGAAGGAAAGGAGGUGAUGGUUACAUUCAUAGCGGUCAAUUCAUUUUCAUCGUAA